GUUUUAUAGGUACGGCCUGAGAGAGAACAUUACAUGUAUUGUACAUGCGCACGCGCAGGUUGCAUGCAUGCGUGGCCCCGUGAAUCUAGGCGUUCUAUUCGCUACGUCGUUGUUGGCAUCAGAUGUUGCCAUCGGUUGCUCUCUCUCUCUCAUCAACAAAAAUUCCUCCGCAGGUAAGAACUUUAGUACUACGUAUGUACCUACCUACAUAGGUUGGUUGGUAGGCCAUGGCAAGCGCGAAAGGAAAAGAGAGAGAGAAAAAGAUAGGUACCCAUUUAGGGGCCGGGGGCCCACUCUAGUAGAAGCCGAGAGAAAAUGAUGCUAGGGGGGGUCGCCACCCAAUAGGACGGCUUAGAUUCUUUCUUACUAAACAUUUCGGCUGCUUUUCCCAACGACGGAGACUUGCCGUCCUCGGAUUUCUUUUCCUGUAAGCCUUUACAUAGAAUUGGCCUCUUCCCUCAUCGUCCCUCCUUCAUCGUUAUAUAUUAGCUCUCUCUUGCUUUUUUUUUUUCGUUUAAUUUCCUUCCCCCGGUUGAACCCAAUUGCA
Messenger RNA from Daldinia loculata, 547 nucleotides. RefSeq lists its product as uncharacterized. The transcript has a single exon. Lineage: Eukaryota; Fungi; Ascomycota; Sordariomycetes; Xylariales; Hypoxylaceae. The record is from RefSeq and is a predicted model, not a curated record. Bases 68 to 319 code for a protein of 83 amino acids.